Pneumocystis jirovecii RU7 is the source of this 867-nucleotide messenger RNA. RefSeq lists its product as uncharacterized. Gene Ontology annotation, biological process: regulation of store-operated calcium entry. Lineage: Eukaryota; Fungi; Ascomycota; Pneumocystomycetes; Pneumocystales; Pneumocystaceae. The record is from RefSeq and is a predicted model, not a curated record. Bases 1 to 867 code for a protein of 288 amino acids. Gene Ontology annotation, cellular component: endoplasmic reticulum membrane. The transcript has 6 exons.
AUGUUGAAAAUUGCCCCGUUUCUUCUAUUACUUGUUGUUGUGAGUUGUUUUCAGCUGAAUGAUAGAAUAUUACUUUCUAAAAUUCGUGCUCUUACUUUUUAUAAGGAAAAAUAUACGAGAUCUCUGAGAUUCUCUCCUUCUCCUCAGAUAGUUUGUGUGGGUGGUGAUGCAAAGGGUUUAUAUGAGCCAAGUGUGAUACAAUGCAAAAACAUGGGUGGUGAUUAUGAUUCAGAAGAUAUUCAAUGGAGUUGCUCUUCUAUUUUACCAUCUUAUUACAGACUUGGAAGAACAGAUGUUGUUUGUGAAGGAUAUGAUGGUUCUAAUAGUAAAUAUGUGCUUAAAGGGAGCUGUUUUGUAGAAUAUACUCUUCAUUUAACUGAAGAGGGACGGAUGCAUUAUAAAAAUGAUAUUUUUUCGUUUUUUAUGUCAAAGAAUAAUAUUAAUAUAUGGAUAAGUUUCUUCUUGCGUUUUUUUUUCUCCUUUAUCGUUAUUUAUGUUAUUUGUUUGCUUUUUAAAAGAUUCAGAAUAUCUCCACAGAACUGGUUUCCAUGGAAUUGGUUUGGUGGGGGCGGCAAUGGUCAUCCAAGAGGACCUCCACCUCCCUAUUCUGGGCCGCAUUAUGAUAAAAUGUAUCAUUCAUCAAGAUCUAUAUGGACACCUGGAUUUUGGAGCGGUCUUUUAGGAGGGGCUGCUUUAAGUUAUAUGAUGCGUGGAUCAAGAGAACGUUAUACACAUCCAAAUGGAAUGUUUUAUCGUCAUCAAUUUAUGGGUGAAGAAUAUAGAGAUAAUUAUAGAGAUAUGACAGAUAAUACAUCUGCGUAUACGAUGAGAAGAUCAACAGGUUUUGGUGGAACAAGACGGAGAUAA